UUUCAGUCACGAAAUUUAAUUUCCUUAGAUAUAGUCUAUAUUAUAUUGAGUAUAUUAUACUGUAUACUAUAAUAGUCUACACUAUAUUGUAUAUUAUGAUAUAACCAGAUUUCUGUAUUAUAUUAGAGAUCUGUAAUCGAGUAGUCUGUAAAUCUCAAACUCUCAUAACUUUUAAACAAUGUUUAGACGAGCCUGUGGUUCUAUUUUAUCCGGUGUUCGCCUUAUGCGCCUACAAGUAGAGAAUGUUUCAAGUAAAACUACAGGUUCUUUAAAUAAGUGCCUUAACAAUUUUGAAACAAAUAGGUACUAUUCGUCCAUUUUAUCCUCCAAUUUUAAAUCAACAGAAGGAAUUAUGAACAAAAAUAUACCUAUUGCUCAAUCUAGUAUAAUGUUUGAUUUCAACCUUCAGCAAAAGAGAAAUCUAACAAAGUUCUCUUUACAAAAAGGGAAAAGGAAAACUGUGAAAACAGUUGUAGAUAGAUUUUAUCGCCUAGGAUGGGGUAUAUGGAUUCGAACUAAAUGUGGACGACAAAAGAAGUUGUGGAAAAAACCAGCUGCUAGGAAACGAAGAUUGAGACAACACGUGUUUUGUAAUGCCAAACAGUCAACGCUUUUAGAUAAAAUGACAACAAAAUAUUGGAAGAAAAGGAGGUUUUAUCCAGAUGAUCCAUAUGAACCUUACCAUGAUAGAGAAGAAUAUCCAUUUACCAGAAAAACUCCAAUAUCUUAGUGUAAAACCGUUGUAAUAUCUUUAAAGUGUUUAUAAUAAAUAUAAAAUUAACAUA
Molecule: messenger RNA, 785 nt
Organism: Acyrthosiphon pisum (pea aphid)
Lineage: Eukaryota; Metazoa; Arthropoda; Insecta; Hemiptera; Aphididae
Product: 39S ribosomal protein L35, mitochondrial-like
Biological process (GO): translation
Cellular component (GO): ribosome; mitochondrion
Molecular function (GO): structural constituent of ribosome
Source: RefSeq, marked provisional